CUGAAAAUAAAUGAAAAAGGGGAAAGAUUUUAUUUUUCUGGGUAUUUAAGAAAGUAGAGUGAGAAUUCUGGAAAGUAGGUUGUGGUUGGUUGAUCAGGCGAUCGGAGAGACGUGGAGUUGAAGAUAUUUCUCACGGGAAUCGGAAGGUUUAUGUUUAUUAUAUCAGUUGUUGAAUGAGAAUUAUUGGGGUUUGAUCAUCUUUGCUGGGACGGUUUAGAGAAUCGAUGGGGAGAUCGUUCAAGGAUUCACUCAAGUCUCUGGAAGCUGAUAUUCAGCUCGCCAACACUAUGUAACUCCCCUCAACUCUCUGGUUUUUGUAAUCCGUUUGGUAAAAACUGUAAAUAUUAAGCUUAUUGUUUGUUUUGUGGACUAUUGGUGUAUAAUCUGAAGCUUUUUUGAAAUUUAUACCGUAACUUGAAAUAAAUAAACUCAGACAUGCUCUGUUCAGCUGUUUGGUGACAUAUUCUGCUUUCCAAGAGUAACAGGCAUAGUUGUUCUUGUUCUUAGCAAAUUUGUAUGUAUGUUUCUUUUUGUCCUAUAAAUAGUACUCCGUACCUUCUAAAAGAAAAGAUGAAUUGAUACGAGUAUAUAGAAAGUAUAUAGCUAUAAAAAAAAAUAGAUAAAGGAUAAAAUCGAAAACUUGGUAUUCAAUUUUUUUGGACUGAUAAAAAAGAAUUACUCCGUAUAUGUUUAAUAAAGGAUGCACUCAGGCUUGGACAGAAAGCUCUAGAAGGCUUGGACGACCAUUUUAGCUGGAAACGGGGGUGUAGCUAAAGUGCUAAUCUGCUAAAGAAUGGCCAACCGGGCUUGGGUCUACCCCUGUCUGGCAAAAAUAAGAAUUCAGAUGUAAUAUAUACAUAUUUUGUGUAAAAUUUUAUAUGCGUGAUUUUUGAGGUACUGGCAAUGCUACUGGCUGGAAUUGAUAGUACGGUAAUGAUUUGCUGGUUCUUUUGGUCCACUAGAUAGGUGCUGAGAUGCUUUGGUGAAAAGAAGAGGAUUAUGUGUAUGUCCUUGAGUGGAUUGGCUUAUCAUAAAAUCCAGAGUUGUAACAAAAUUGAGCUUCAAUGUAAUAUGAGAUUUUCAUUUCUUGACAAUAUAAAAUAGCAGUAACCAUUAGUAUAGAGCAAGGAUAGACAAACAUUUAUUUUACACAUUCUUUAGCUACAUUCUUAUCUAGUUAUGUGGCAUGAAUGUAUUGUGUAAUGAAAAGUAAACUAACAUUUGGUUACCUAAUCAAUGCUUGCCACGCAAGAAUGUAUCUAGAAACUCUACAAAGAUAUCUUUGUUGUUAGUAUACAGCUUGUUUGGUGCUAUAAAUAUUUAUUGUUAGUAUACAGCGUGUUUGGCGCUAUAAGAACAUAUGUACAUUUAGUAUACAUCUAUCAUGGGAAAAAUAACACUUUCUAGGGUAAAUAGAAACUCGAUCUCGAGGAAGUAAUUUGGUGUUACAUAUUCUACUAUCAGCUUUAUUUGUUUUGCAAAAUAAUUUUCUCAUUUCCUUCUUUGCAUCAGGGCAUUAGGCUAUGGCAGAGAAAUAGAUGGAGCUUGCAUCCAAAUGAGACUGUCAUACAGCCCAGCUGCACAGUUCUGCCUUUUUUUCAUCCAGUGGUUUGAUUGUAAGGUUGCUGGUGCACUUGGCCUGCUUCAAGUUCUUGUGUAUAUGGCGUAUGCUGAUGGCAAAACCUCCAUGUAUAUCAAAGAAAGGAGAGCAAGCAUAAGGGACUUUUAUGAAAUCAUUUUCCCCUCAUUGCAAAUCCUAAGAGGGAUUACUGAUUUUGAAGAAAUCAAGCAGAAAGAAAUAUGUUCCCUCCGGUACUCAAGCAAAGGGAAGCUUUCUGAGGUUGAAUUAGAGAGAGAAGCAGAAUGUGGGAUCUGUUUGGAACCCAAUAGCAAAGUUGUUUUGCCAGAUUGCAGGCAUUCCUUAUGUUUAAGCUGCUACCAGGACUGGCGUAGCAGGUCUCAGUCAUGCCCUUUCUGUAGAAGCAGUCUUAGACGAGUAAGUUCAGGUGACCUUUGGGUAUGUGUGGAGAAAAGUGAAGCUGUUGAAUUACCUCUAAUUCUGAAAGAGGACUGGCAGAGGCUGUAUAGGUACAUCGAGAAGUUACCUGUCAUCAUUCCAGAACCUCAGUUCGCUCCCUAUCGCCCUCACAUUCGAUGAGGGACUGCCCUAUAUCUGUAAAUAGUUUCAUGAUGUAAACCAGUUUUAACAGCCUUCAUUCUCAUGAACAAUGAAUUGUGAUAAGCUGGUGCUUUUAUGCUUCUGGUAUGAGGUGGCUUAGUUAGAAUUCUAGCUGCUGAAGCCUGAAGCUAAGUUAGGCAUUAUUGACCCAUGCCGGGUUGAUAUGCUGCUGUUGAGAUGUUCUGGUUUUUGUGAUCAUUUCACGUACUAUGGUGUUCUGUUUGUUUCAGAACAUAAUUGUAUAUAAAUGAAUUAUAAAUUAGUAGGUUUUCU
This is a messenger RNA of Cuscuta epithymum, 2452 nucleotides long. The record is from the annotation of a GenBank genome assembly. NCBI's taxonomy places the organism in Eukaryota, Viridiplantae, Streptophyta, Magnoliopsida, Solanales, Convolvulaceae.